AUGGGUGGUUUCUCUAGCAUGGAUCCAACUGAAUUUGGAACACGGGAACGGAGUGGUGUGAUUAGUUCGAGGCAAUUCUCGGAGCAGAGAGAGAACUGCGCUUUUCAUAUGGAAACCUGCAAACUUUGUAGUGUUACCGAAGCAAAGAUAGGCUCCAAGAUGAAAAUAUGUUCAACAUAUGGAGGGAGGGGCAGCAAAUGGAGCUUUCAAAUUGCUGAAAUCUUUAUUUCCGUGGAUUUAUUUAUUGAUUGGGUGACCGAGUGUCUGAAGGAGGCAGUUUGUAUAAUUGAGGCUAGCGCUUUGACAAUUCGUGUAGCAGUUGCGGUCUAUCUUUAA
Sphenostylis stenocarpa is the source of this 336-nucleotide messenger RNA. The record is from the annotation of a GenBank genome assembly. Lineage: Eukaryota; Viridiplantae; Streptophyta; Magnoliopsida; Fabales; Fabaceae.